AUGGCGUACCACGACAUGAAUCUGUAUGCACUUGGACUCGAUCGUCGUCCAUCAAGUCGCCAAACAGAGCGCCAGCACGCUUCGCCUAUACAAAGUCCAUCAAUACGAGGAGCCAGUGGGAUGGGCAACUUGAAUUACUCUUCGAGCGGUCAUCGGCGAAUGACGAGCAAUAGACAAUUCAUUCAGUCGCCGGAAAACGCCACCUAUGAAGAUGGGGCUACACCGCAGGUGAUAUCUCCUCAAGUUGAAGCAGACGUCAACAACAUGUUGAGUCAAGCUUCGUAUGCAGAGCACCCGAGAGCAGACACAAUAUUGAGCAGUCAUUCACACCAUCAUGUACCGGACCGUCCUUUGACGCUUGCUAUGGGCUACUCUUCUCCAUGGAGUGGGUUGCGUACUGAGGAAGACUACAGAGCCCUGGUGGCGGAGACAUCUGAUGAGAUGUUUCAGACUAUGAUAGAUCAAAGCAUGUUGUUGAAUGUACCUAGCAACCCUCGCAGUCGUGGUACUGGUGGAACAAGGCGAUCAUUCUCUACUGUGCACUCGUCAUACACGACGUCUUCGGAUGACCGUAGUGAUAUGAAUCAUGAGCAAAUAGAGACAAGAAGAGGCGGACGAGAACAAGGUAUGAAGCUAGCAGAAGAUGGCGUGCUAAAUGUUCGCCAGGUGCGGGAUGUAGGUGCAUGUAUCAGGUGCAGGACGUUGAGAAUGAAGUGUUCAGAUGUAACGCCCUGCGGGACAUGUGUCGGCUUACAACACGGACGAAAAUGGGGUCCCUGUCUACGCUCUUUUAGCGAAAUGGCCUAUUUACUCAAACCUGACAUACUAGCAGAGCGAUUACACUUUCAUAAUAUGGCCGGAUGGAUAUCCGAGCAUACUCACUUCCCUCCCGGACAGGAGAACUUCGAGCUGCCAUUGUACUUUGGGUUUGGAAAAAUAUUUAAAGGCUUGUACGCAAUUGAAUAUGAUCCCACCACAAAUGAAGCACAACGCAGUCAUGCUGUCGGUCACGGUAAUCAACUCCGAAUUGACCAAGGCAUUCAUGUGUGUCCAGUCUACAAUUCCGCCGAGGAAGCUCAAAGAAUGAUAUGGGAUUGGUUGAAGCAGACACUUACCAGUGCACGAAGUAUGCGCGAAUGGUUAAAGAGGUGUUUCCCUGAUGAUGAAAUCGAAUGGAUCCAGAAACUGCUGCUAUCAACUUGGGAAUAUUCUAUUAAAUGCUGGCAGGAAAGCAGAAAUUCUCAGGUAGAAGAAGCCGAACUGGAUCACAACCUGUUAGAGGCGUGGAUGGCGGCCUUACUUGUCACGAUGCUCUCGUUGCCUGUCACUAUUCCAGAGCAGGUCGUCCACAACAUCGUCCCCCGCUUGAGGUUCAGAAACUACAAUUAUCCACUCCCGAAUAGCUCUCGUGCACUUACGAGAUGUGUGAAAGCUCUGUUAUUCGAUAUGUACCGGAAGUUUGUUGAUAGACUGACGUCUGCUCUGCGGGAUUUUGAGAAGCUUAAGCUCGAGGGGGUUUCUGACCGUCGCCUAGGUCACAUCUACUGCAUUGCAAUACUGGUUAUGGUGAUCACAUGCCAUAUUCAGACGUCGUUGAUGGAUAAUGGCUGGUUAUCCUCUAGGCAACUAGGUGUCGACCCGAACCUGUGGGAGGAGACUUUCGAGCGUAUACGAGACGUGGAAUGCGCAUUCAGGAACACUAUUAUGUUUGUUAAACAUAAUAACAAGAAGUGGCUCAGGAAAAAUCAAAUCUCGGAUGCAAAGUUACUUGUUCUCCGACAGGACAUUCGAGAAAUCGAGCGAACUUAUCAUGAUGCAAUUGAGAGGCAUCGCAAUGUCGACUUGGAAAAACUCAUGAAGUCCAGUGACCCGUUUCAUGGCUUCAACAUGCAACGCGUUUUUGAUUUCUACCUCGAGCAACUUGUCCGCAAGGAAACAUCGACAGGAGCUGAAUAG
Molecule: messenger RNA, 1956 nt
Organism: Talaromyces marneffei
Lineage: Eukaryota; Fungi; Ascomycota; Eurotiomycetes; Eurotiales; Trichocomaceae
Exons: 5
Coding region: 1-1956 (651 amino acids)
Biological process (GO): regulation of DNA-templated transcription
Molecular function (GO): zinc ion binding; DNA-binding transcription factor activity, RNA polymerase II-specific
Source: RefSeq, a predicted model, not a curated record